This is a messenger RNA of Haemonchus placei, 752 nucleotides long. NCBI's taxonomy places the organism in Eukaryota, Metazoa, Nematoda, Chromadorea, Rhabditida, Trichostrongylidae. The record is from the annotation of a GenBank genome assembly.
ACGAGCACAGCCAGCUGAUGGACCUUGAUCGAAUAUUGAAUACUCGUAUAGAUGGGCUUGAGAUAGCAUUUGAAAGGACGAAGGCUUGGAGCAAUUACUCCAAAGACCUGUUAUCGUACAUCCGCGCCCGCCUACAACUGGAACAGGAUCAUGCUCGAAAGGUGACAACACUGGUCGAACAGUGUAGACGAGACAUUUCGAAGCCGUUCAUGCCCCUUCGGGAUGUGUUCGAAAGCAGUUUCGAUAGCGAUAUCGACCUGGUAGGCCGGACGAAGGAAACUACUGAUCACUUGAAGGCGCGGGUCGUUGAGGCACUUGAUGCCCGACGUAAAGAGCAUGACAUUCAACGUGGUGCUUUGAAACUUGAAUGGACAAAACUUACUAAAUCUUUGCAUGACUGUGAAGAUAUGGUAGAAAAAUGUCGUGUGACGUUAAAACUUCGCGAGGAGGCGGUUCGUAAAGCCCGAGAAAAUUCGCUUCGCAGUGAAUCUAUUACAAUAUCGCCAUCAAUGAGUACGGAUCCAAUGAAACGACGACGUGAAAUGGAGAAAAAGAAGCGGAUCGAAGAGGAGGCGAUCAUCAAGAAGGCUGAAGCAGAGAAACAACUUGCUAUCAGCUCGGCUGAACUGCGACGGAAACGAAAGGAACUUGAAACUGCAAAGGAGCGCAUCGUGGAAAAACUACGCGAACUGGUGUUUCAGUGCGAUCAAACCACCAAGGCUUGUGCCUCACAUUAUUUCAAGGUACGCUGA